GGCGGGCGAGGUCAAUGUCUCGCUGCAGGACGACUUGCUGGGCGCCGCCGAGGCGGCCCCCGACGCGGCGCUGGCGGCGGCCGAGGAGGAGGUGGAGGAUCCCUCGCAGCUGCUGCACUCCAUAGGCACGUUUGCGCAGGUGCACACCAUCGUGCCGCACGAGCAGGGCGCGCAGCUGCUGCUGCUGGGCCACCGCCGCAUCGAGCAGACGGGCCUGGUGGACCGCGACCCUCUGCGGGUCUCCAUCAUGCACCUGAAAGAGCAGCCGUACAACGCAUCUGACGACAUGCUGCGGGCGACCACCAUGGAAAUCAUCUCCACCCUCAAGGAGCUGCUGCACAUGCACCCGCUGUACAACGAGCAGAUGCGCAACUUCAUACAGUUUGGCGCCGACUUCCACGACCUGUCCCGCCUGGCAGACCUGGCCACCAGCCUGACCAGCGGCGACAGCGCCGCGCUGCAGGCGGUGCUGGAGCAGCUGAGCGUGCCGGAGAGGGCCCACCAGGCGCUGGUGCUGCUGAAGAAGGAGGUGGAGCUGUGCCGCCUGCAGGCCGACAUAGGCAAGCGGGUGGAGGAGAAGAUUUCCAAGGACCAGCGGCGCUACUUCCUCAUGGAGCAGCUGAAGAGCAUCAAGAAGGAGCUGGGGCUGGAGAAGGACGAGAAGACGGCGCUGGUGCAGAAGUUCCGGGAGCGGCUGGAGCCGCUGCGGGAGCACCUCCCGGAAGCUGCCGAGAAGGUGAUCGAGGAGGAGCUGGAGAAGCUGCAGGCCAUCGAGCCCGCCUCCUCCGAGUUCAACGUCACCCGCAACUACCUGGACUGGCUGACAUCCAUUCCCUGGGGCCAGCACUCCCAGGAGAAGCUGGAGGUGACGGCUGCCAAGCAGGUGCUGGAUGAGGACCACUACGGGCUGGAGGAUGUGAAGGACCGCAUCCUGGAGUUCAUUGCUGUGGGCAAGCUGCGCGGCAGCACGCAGGGCAAGAUUCUGUGCCUGGUGGGGCCGCCUGGGGUGGGCAAGACCAGCAUUGGGCGCUCCAUCGCCCGCGCCCUCAACCGCAAGUACUACCGCUUCUCGGUGGGGGGCCUGAGCGAUGUGGCGGAGAUCAAAGGCCACCGCCGCACCUACGUCGGCGCAAUGCCCGGCAAGAUGGUGCAGUGCCUGAAGACCACCGGCACCUCCAAUCCCUUUGUUCUCAUAGACGAGAUAGACAAGCUGGGGCGCGGGUACCAGGGCGACCCCGCCUCCGCCCUGCUGGAGCUUCUUGACCCCGAGCAGAACUCCGGCUUCCUGGACCACUACCUGGAUGUGCCUGUGGACCUGUCCAAGGUUCUGUUCAUGUGUACCGCCAACGUGCUGGACACGAUCCCGGGGCCGCUGCUGGACCGCAUGGAAAUCAUACGGCUGAGCGGCUACAUCUUUGACGAGAAGGUGGCCAUCGCGCGGACCUACCUGGAGCCGCAGGCGCGCACCAAUGCUGGGGUGCCAGAGGGCGCGGUGCGAGUGACAGACGCGGCGCUGGCAGCGCUGGUGGACGACUAUGCCAGGGAGGCGGGGGUGCGCAACCUGAAGAAGCAGCUGGAGAAGAUCUACCGCAAGGCAGCCCUGAAGCUGGUCACCAUGGGGGUGGUGCCAGAGGCGGCGGCGGCACCGCCCUCCGACCAGCAGCAGCAGCAGGCGGCGGCGGCGGCGGCGGCGGCGGAAGGCGAGGCCGGCGCCGCUGGCAGCAGCAGCAGCCCCAGCAGCGAGAACGACGGCGGCAGCCGGGCGCAGCAGCUGGCUGAGUCGGCAGAGGGCGCCGCCGCCACCGCGCUGGCAGAGCCGCUCAUUGUGAUCGACGGCGGCGACCUCAAGGAGUAUGUGGGGCAGCCGCCAUACCCCACAGACAAGAUCUACGCAGAGGGGACGCCCGUGGGCGUGGUCAUGGGGCUGGCCUGGACGGCCCUGGGCGGCAGCACGUUGUAUGUGGAGGCCGCCAGGGUGGAGCGUGGGGAGGGCAAGGGCAGCCUGAAGACCACAGGCCAGCUGGGCGACGUGAUGAAGGAGAGCGCCGCCAUCGCCCACACCUUUGCCCGCAAGUUCCUGGAGCAGGCGGCGCCGUCCAUGCAGGGCCAGGCCGCCGCUUUCUUCGCUGACCAUGCCAUACACCUGCACGUGCCCGCGGGCGCCACCCCCAAGGACGGCCCCAGCGCUGGCUGCACCAUCAUCACCGCCCUGCUGUCGCUGGCCCUAGACCGCCCCGUGCUGCCAGACCUGGCGAUGACGGGCGAGGUGACGCUGACUGGCAAGGUGCUGCCCAUUGGCGGCGUGAAGGAGAAGACUCUGGCGGCGCGGCGCUCGGGCGUGCGGCACCUCGUGUUCCCAGAGGGCAACCGGCGGGACUGGGAGGAACUUACAGAGGACGUCAAGGCGGGUCUGGAUCCACACUUUGUGUCCCACUACGACCAGAUCUAUGCGUUGGCAUUCGGGGACGAGGCGGCCAGUCCGCGGCAGCAGCAGGAGGCGGCGGCGGCGACGGCGGCAUGACCCGGCCGGCGGCAGCUGCAGCAGUAGGUGCCACCUAGUGGUGGAGGCAGCGGGCGGCGCCAGCGCCGAGAGCCUGCCGCGCAGCCGGCCAGUCGAGUCGGAGGCUCCUGCCGGCCUGCAGCGGCGGCAGGUGGGGGAGGCGGCGGCAGCGGAUCGCGUCCCCGCGCCGCCUGGGAGACCCCGACGCCUGCCAAUGUGUGGGCCCACUCAGUUGUUUGUGAAUUGGAGGAACGUGCUCCUUUCAGAGGAAAGCGCCUG
Chlorella variabilis is the source of this 2779-nucleotide messenger RNA. RefSeq lists its product as hypothetical. Bases 248 to 2521 code for a protein of 757 amino acids. Gene Ontology annotation, cellular component: mitochondrial matrix. Lineage: Eukaryota; Viridiplantae; Chlorophyta; Trebouxiophyceae; Chlorellales; Chlorellaceae. Gene Ontology annotation, molecular function: single-stranded DNA binding; ATP binding; serine-type endopeptidase activity. Gene Ontology annotation, biological process: protein catabolic process; proteolysis; chaperone-mediated protein complex assembly. The record is from RefSeq and is a predicted model, not a curated record. The transcript is spliced from 25 exons.